This is a messenger RNA of Racocetra fulgida, 567 nucleotides long. The record is from the annotation of a GenBank genome assembly. NCBI's taxonomy places the organism in Eukaryota, Fungi, Glomeromycota, Glomeromycetes, Diversisporales, Gigasporaceae.
AUGCCGAAGUAUAAACAUAAAGGAAAGUUGCCUAGAAAAUUUUUUCCCUGCACAAUUGAAGGUCGGAAAAUAGAAACGGACAAAACGGUGGCCCGGCUCCAACAACCUCUCCAAGUCAAUUUUAAAGGUUAUAAAGGCUUCAUUAGAAAUAAGGAUGAAAAAGAAGCACAGCAAGAGGAAGGCAAAACGACUCUUGGUAUAACUUACUAUUAUUUUGUUGGAGAUAAUAAUGAAGGUGGCGAAACUUCAUUUUUAACCUAUGGAAAAGUUGAUGAUAUAAGGCCCAUAAGAAUUAGAUUGAAAAAGGAAAUGUUUUUAAACCGUUUGGGCUACGAGGAAUUUAUAAUCAAACUGAAUGAAAAAGGAGGGUUUUCUUAUGUGGAUAUCUGUUUUGAAUCGGUGGUAGACACUAUUGCCCACGAAUUAGCUCACGCUAUAGUUGCCACAUUUGAGUUUAAAUAUGAGGGCGAAGAAGGGGGGGGGCACGGCAAAUUAUUCUAUGACAUAUGUAAAGAAAUAGAAGUAAUGAUUAGAGCAGACCCGAAAUUUGAAGAAUUUGAAAAAUGA